ACAAGCAGGGAGAGGCGGAGGAGAAACGAAGAGAGAGAGCGCCCAACCCUGUACACGGCAACAACACACCGAGAGAGAGAGAGACUUUACUGGUGAAGAAAGAGGAAUAGUCGACGCCGUGGAUAUGAUCUAAAAGAAUACCCGAAGAGGCAAACAAUACAACUUUCUCCCAAAUAGCAAAUAGAUUCAAAAAGGUGGAAAACUGCCAAAAAGAUUACUAUUAUUCAAAUUCACCCCACCCGAUCAACCCCCCCCCCCUCUGCACCCUAGCUACCGAGAUGCACACGGAGACUCGAAGCAAGAAAUGCCAGUCGAGUCCUAAGAAGGCCAGCAGUGGUGCCAGCUCCCAGUCCCAACCACAUCCAAAGGUGCCCCAACCCAAGAAGGAGCCCCAACCCAAGAAGGAGCCCCAACCCAAGGUUCCCAAGAAGGAACCCAAGACCGAGCCCCAGACCCAGGUGGAAGAAGAAGACAUGCCCUCAGUACACAUCAAACCAGAACCAGAAGAGGUGGAGUGCACGCAGGCUGAAGUGGGUGAGGAGUUUCCCCAGCCUACAGACCUGAAGAUCAAGACAGAGAAGACCCAACCUGAGUCUCCCCCUCCCCUCUGCACAGCCACAGACAUGACCAUAGACACAACCACAACAGACACACAAGACGACUCCUCCCACCCCGCAGAGGACCAGACGGAACCUGUCGACCUGUCACUUGGCAAGCCACGCCCCUCCCUGCCCGUUUUUACACCGUCCACCACAGCCAACCCCGCCCCCAGCUCCGUGGCGCCGCCCACGCUGUCGGCAAACCACAUCCCUACGGUAACCAUUCUAGACACCAUGAUGCUCUCUCCCGGGUCCAUCCUAGCAUCCACCCAGGGGGCAGGCGGUCAGCAGAUCCUGCAUGUCAUCCACACCAUCCCGUCGGUCAACAUGCCCAGUAAGAUGGGCCAGCUGCAGACCAUCCCCGUGGUGGUCCAGUCUCUGCCCUUGGUCUACACCACCAUGCCCACGGACGGAGUGGCCACCGCUGCCAUCACAGUGCCCCUCAUCGGGAGCGACGGGCGCUCUGAGGGAUCCGUGCGUAUCAAGCCUGGCUCGGCGUCCCCAGUGGAGUACCAGAGUGACAGUGAUGUGGAGAGUGGGACAGAGUCGGGUUCAGCUUCCUUCAGUACACCGGGACUGGACACAGGGUCGGGCGUAGACAUGGACAUGCAGGUGGAUCCUGAUUCGCCGGAUAUGAAGAGGAGGCGUGUCCAUAUGUGUGACUAUGAUGGCUGUAACAAGGUGUACACCAAGAGCUCACACCUUAAAGCCCACCGCAGGAUACACACAGGAGAGAAGCCAUACCACUGUACAUGGGAGGGCUGUACUUGGAGGUUCGCCCGGUCAGACGAGCUGACACGACACUUCCGUAAACACACGGGCAUCAAGCCCUUCCGCUGCACCGACUGUGACCGCUCCUUCUCCCGGUCCGACCACCUAGCCCUGCACCGGAGACGCCACGUCAUGAUGUGAACCAUGACCUCUGGCCCCUGAUCUUUAAACCCUUCCCCCUACUACCACCCCCCCCCCACCCCCACCCCCCCUCGGUACUCAACUGAAACUCAGAUGGGAGGGGCUAAAUCCUGAAUUGUCACUUCCUGUUCCUGUCUCUUUUCUCUCCUCUUCCUCUAAUUUGAACUGUGGGUCAUCAUGGAGAUCAGGAAAUGAAAGAGGUGGAGAAAGCAGAUUGCAAAGUAAAUGAUGAGAGCAGUUCAUUGUUGUUAUUUGGUUGCCCGGCACCUGAAGGGGGAGUCCACCACUCUUCACAGCCACCCUCACCACAAUGCUUACCUUCUCAUCUCUCCCUCACACCCCACUCAGUGUGACCAUGGCAUGACGCCAACCUCCUCUAUGGCUUCCUAUCCUAUCCUGGACUGAGAGAGAGACAGAGAACGGACUUUGAAAUGAUGCAGGGAUGCCUACACCAUACACUCAGCUCAGAGGAAGAAGAUGAGGGAGGAAGAGAACGGAGAGGAGGUGAAGGGGGCGGGGAAGGAUAUGUGGCUUUUGUCUUGUUUGUUGACUUCAGAGGGGAAGAUACUGUAGAUACCUUUACUGUAUUUUCUUUCUCAACUUCUGUGAUCCUGCAUUGUGUGUGUGUGUGUGUGCGCGCGUGUGUGCGUGCGUGCGUGCGUGAGCGUUAGUGAAGCGUGUGCUAUUUAAAGACAGUUGAAGAUGCAUAAAGUCCUCUCCUCCAUAUUCUUCCCAGAGUCCGCAGACCCCUCGGGGUGUGUGGGGUAGAACUGUUCUAUUCUAUCUAAUUCAACCCCCCUCCACUCCCUCAUCCCCUAAAACAGGGAGCUACAAGACUGUGAAUUUUUAUUAAGAUUCUGUUUUCCUCCGUUUCAAUCAGAAAUGAAAUCAUGUUCACUUGCCCUACAUUUGUAACUUGUUUGUUCAGUAACAGUAUUUGUUGUUUAAAAAAGUUAUUUUUUUCCUUCUUCUCCUUCCCUCCUUCUCUUUGCCAGUGAAUGGCUCUUAACAGAAUAACAUCCUUUUUUUGUCCAUUUCAAAUCCUUAGAUUGUGUUUGAGGCUGUGAAAGUAUAAGAAAAAAAAGUUUGAGAUUACAAAUGGAACUCUCGCAGGGAUCUAGGGGGAGCUUGUGUGUGUGUGUUUUUGCGUGUGUAUGGACGUGUGUGUGGAACAAAUAAUCAGAACUGAUGAUUUUAGAAGUGUGUGUUUGGGGCAGCAGAGUGUUACCUCUUGCUCGUCGGCGCCUUAAUGAAUCAAAGUCAAUCUGAGAAACUCUGGUUUUAGAAACGCGCAUUUAUUUUGGUCUUCAGGGUUACCCAGGAAACGGGGUCUUAUCGUCCUGACGACAGGUCACGAGGAACUCUCUUUUUUGUUACAAGCAUUUCUACCCAGACUCAGAUCAGGGCUUGUAUUUACAGAGUCACAGAGUAAGAUUUUUGAUCUAGGAUCAGGUCUGCCCUUUCCAUACGAUCUUAUUCAUUAUGAUCUAAAAGGCAAAACUGAUCCUAGAUCAGGAAUUUACUGAUCUUCAUGUCUUAAGCUAGCUGUUUUUAGCUCCUGCUCUCUGGGUUCACUUGAUUAUGCAACUUCCACAGACCUCACUCCUUACGCUGUACUGGGGUCAGUGGAUAAGUAUGUGUUGCUAGUGGAACAUACAAAGAGCUCACUCCAAAGUGCUGUUAUGGAGUAAGUAGCAACAUACAUCUUGCUACUGGGACAUACACAGAUCUUGCUCCAAAGGGCUGUACUGAAGCCAGUGGCUAAGUACGUGUUGCCACUGGAACGCACAGCUCCUGUGGUACUAGUGCUGAGUGAUUAACUGAAAUGUCGGUUAUUUUACGUUUUUCAAACAACUAAUUGACCAACAUCAGUUCAAUUAUUUAAAUUCCAUUGUUCCGUUUUUUUCAGUGAGCUCAUUGCACAGUUUCUGUACAAAUAAAUCAGAUCUAGACUGAAAUGUUUGAUGUGGGAGGGAGUUGUAGUUUCAACAGGGCCAAUAUUCUAAAUAGUUUAGCUCAUAAAACGCGGUGAAUAACUACAAUGACCAUAAUCCAUUGCGCAUCUACUUGUCUGGUCUAUGUGUUCUUUUACGCCAGCUAUGGAAGAGACAGAAGAAUGCAUGAUGGUGAGAGGAUACAGAGAGCAGCUGUUGGUUCGCAAGGUAUCUGUACCUGCAAAUACAUGAUCUAAGUGAUUUGAUAUUUGGUAUUCAGCAGUCAUAAAAUAUGCGUUAUUUUACUUUGAAGCACUACUAAAAUAGUGAUUUUGUCAGACAGCAUAGGCAGCAGCUCUAUAGAGAUGAGUUGGAAUGAAAUACAAAACUACAACUCCCUCCUACAUCAAACAGUUCAGGCUGUAAAGUCAGCAAAUAAAACAAAUGUAAUAUACGCAACAGCUGAAAUAUUUGAUUAAAGUGAUGUGAAUAAAUCUUGGUUAAUAUAAGUGAUGCACAGUAACGGGCAGUCACUACCACCAUGGGACUUUUAUUAUUUGUUUUGUUCUGUGUUAUUACAGCAUUCAACCCACAUAAUGCAUAGUGCAUUUAAUGAACCGACCUCAAAAAGUACUAAUCGCUCAGCACUAUUGUGGGACUUACAUACAGAGAGGGCAUGUAUUGUUUGGCUGUCUCGCUAGCAGUCGCAGCAGCCAUAAUCAUUUCAAACGCUAGCUAAAUAAAACACGAGCGAAUUUAACAUCCCUUUUCUGUUGACAAUUUAAAAAACGAAAUGCAGAUAAUGCUUGUCUGACUCUGAGCCCAGCCUUGGUGUGAGUUGAGUUGAGCGCAUGCCGGAAGCACCGAGAGAUCUUAUUGGUCCACACAGAGCAAUGCAAUGUUCCUAUGAGUUUCUCUCAUUGUCUGCUUCGACUCCUAACAAUGAUACUAAGCACAUCUUUCUAGAAGAGUAUAUGCAUUUGAUUGCAACUUGUUUUGUUUUGUAAACUGUUCAUAUUAGAUGUUAAGGACUAUGAGAAUAAUGAAAAAGAAUAAGAAGUGUACAUUCUGUAUAUAAAUCAAAAAGCAUAAUAAAUGUAACAGGUGGAGUUCUAUUUUUAACACUGACUAGACAAUGUGAAAAUAUCAUUUGUAUUUUCUUUUCUCCUCUGUUGGAUGGAUUUACAAAUGAAAUGUAUAAAAAGUUAAAUUCCUUCUUUACAAAAAAAAUCCCCCAAAAUCGGUCCCUUUUGUGUUGUGCUCACUGUUGUUGCAUGGAGAGUAGCAUUUGUUUUCGUGAAGUUGGUGAGCAUGUCGGUGUGAACAUGGUGCCCUAACCUAACAGUUAUGAUGACCUGCAACAAGCACUGAACCGUCUCGACCAUAUCCUUAUCCCAAAAGUCACCCUAUUCCCUAUGUAGUGCAUUACCUUAGAAUUCUGGUCAAAAGUAGUGCACUAUAUAGAGAGAAGGAUGCAAUUGUGGACACACCCCAAUGCCGAAAAACUGAUAAUGUGUCAUAUCUGUUGUCGUUGGUCAAACCCACCUCAAUUGCAUAGACAUGGCAAUGCCAGUGAUAUACAAUACAAGACACCAACUCAUCCAUAUGAAAUAACAUCAGAAUCCUUUUGAAUGUACUCCAUAUACCACAAAGAAAACCAUCCAGUAAUACAUCAAUACACCACGAUAGUGAUGCUCUUGACCAAGAACAUGCAUCUAUGGUUCAGACUUGGCAGCAUCCGACUGAAGACUUCAUGACCAUCUGCUCCUUACUGUAUCUGAACAAGCACGUUUAUCCACUAUUCGCUAGUCACCCAUCACUUCUGCAAUACGGCACCACAUAAUGUAAGGGUAAAUUGAUUGAUGUGUGUGUGUGUGUGUGUGUGAGUGUGCUUUUUCUUAUCAUUAAUCAAAACUCUUAAGAAAUCAUCAUUUUAGGUAUUUUUUAUUGAAUGCAGUAAUUUAUGGGCCAGUACUAUAUUACUCAGUGCAAUGCAGUUAUCGUUAUAAUAAUACAAGUCAUUAAUAUUAUUUCUUUUUGUAUUUGUACAGAACAAAUGUGUAAAGAUCAGUGAGGAAAACGUGAGCUUUUUGAUACUGUGAGAUGUUGUUUCAUUAAGUCAGUUUCCCCCUGUACAGUUGUGAUUUACCCCACUCCUUUUAUAGAAUAAAAUGUUUUUGGUUCAGA
Messenger RNA from Oncorhynchus nerka (sockeye salmon), 5632 nucleotides. It is a transcript of the gene klf8, whose product is annotated as Kruppel like factor 8. NCBI's taxonomy places the organism in Eukaryota, Metazoa, Chordata, Actinopteri, Salmoniformes, Salmonidae. The coding region runs from base 279 to 1511 and encodes 410 amino acids. The transcript is spliced from 7 exons. The record is from RefSeq and is a predicted model, not a curated record. Gene Ontology annotation, biological process: regulation of transcription by RNA polymerase II. Gene Ontology annotation, molecular function: DNA-binding transcription factor activity, RNA polymerase II-specific; RNA polymerase II cis-regulatory region sequence-specific DNA binding.